Messenger RNA from Mytilus trossulus (common blue mussel), 745 nucleotides. RefSeq lists its product as uncharacterized. Gene Ontology annotation, molecular function: protein binding. The transcript is spliced from 2 exons. The record is from RefSeq and is a predicted model, not a curated record. Lineage: Eukaryota; Metazoa; Mollusca; Bivalvia; Mytilida; Mytilidae. The coding region runs from base 32 to 628 and encodes 198 amino acids.
UUAUAGUUUUAUGAUUUAAGCUCGAACACUGAUGGAUUAUCUUUUUAACCUAUGCUUUAUUUUUUCUAUGUUUCUAGUUGUUUCAUCAAAGUCUAUAAGAAAUGACACUGAUGUUGAUAGCAGAAUGGACAUUAUGGAAAGUUCCUUGGAAAAAAUGGAACAGAGGAUUUUAAAUCUGACCAAUGAGGUUACGAUUUUAUCUAAAAGAAAGAAUGAGGAACAUGUAAUGUUUUAUGUGACAUUGUCACCUACUGCUGUACUCAACUAUAAGUCAAUAGUGAUAUUUAAUGAGAUUCAGUUUGAAGAAGGAGAAAACUUCAACUCUGGUGAUGGUGUGUUUGUAUCACCUGUUUCUGGUGUCUUUAUGUUUGCUUGGACAAUACGUACACACAGUGUGAAAACUAUUGAUACAGAACUAAAGGUUGAUAAUGUUGUAAAAGCUGAGCAAAUCCUAAACUUAGGAUCAGCAGCCGGACAAAUUCAAACUACUCAAUUUGUUAUUUGCCAAGUAAAAAAAGGCGAUCAUGUUUGGAUUCAAACAGCACCUGAUUAUACCAACAUAAAUACCUUUCAAGAUUAUUAUGGUGCUAAAAGUUCAUUUAUGGGCAUUUUGAUUCACAGGUCUUAAUUAAAAACAAAAUAGCAACACCUAUGCAAGGCUACGAAUUAACAUAGUGGCUACAUUGUAAUUUGAAAAGGGCACUUCUCAUUGUAUUUUUUAAUAAAAAAUUAUAUAUAUAUCUUC